CUUGACAUACACGCAUCGUGCGGCAAAGAUAGCCCGAUUGUCCUAGCAACGCGCCGGCACUUCAACCGCUGCGCCCAGACAUUUUGACCGCCCAGCUUGGCUUUUGGCAACGCCACUUCAGAACUUGCAACAAAAGUUUCUGUAUCGCAAACCUCACGUAAUCUUGGUGGAAGCUUGGCGCACUCGGAAAAUGGCCAGGUUAAACGAGCUUACUGGCGGAGCUCUGAAAUCAGCCUGUGUAGUUUCACUCGUGUUGUUGCUUCUUCCAAAAUCAUCGCUAGCCUCGCUGGCCGCGAACUGCACCCCCAGCACGCUCGGAUACGCGUGCAUGGCCCAGCAGGGUGAGGUGACGGUGCAUUGGAGCGCCAACACCGCUUCCGCACCGGCCAACCCCUGCACGCCGGCUGCGCGCAUGGUGCUGACGCCCGCCCAGCUCAUGUCCGGCGGCUCACUCCACAUGGCGGUGCAGGGAUACAUGGGAGGCUUCGUGGCCAUCAGUUUCGCCAAGUCGCCCGGCACCAUGUUCCCCGGGGACACGGUGUUGGGCUGGGCGGACGCGACAGGCACGUCGUCCUUCAUCGGCACAUUCCACGUCACGGACCGGUCCCUGGACGAUUCCAACCGCCUCACCGGCGCCGCUGACUGGGCGUACGACAAGGGCGUGUCGCAGGAGGGCAGCAUCACCACCAUCUGCUUCAGUCGGAUGCUGCUGGAGCCGCGCGCCUUCGCCUCCGCCGACCUGAGGCCCACCGUCAUGAUGUCCACCGACCCCACCACCAACACAACCACUGGUGCCACGACUGCGCAGCCGCUGGGCCUCAACUGGGCGGUGGCCUCCUGGGACGAGCUGCGCGAGCACUACGCCCGCAACCGCGGCGGCUUCUACCUAGACCUGACCGCGGGCGCGGCGGCGCAGGCGGCGGAUAACACUUGGUCGCAGCAGCGGCGCGGCUGGGUGAUUGCGCACGGCGUGCUCAUGACUGUGGCGUGGGUGUUCUUCCUGCCGCUGGGGCCCCUGUUCCCCGCACACAGGUGGCUGCUGCGCGGCGCCACCGCCCCGCCGCAGUGGUACCGCGGCGGCGGCAAGCAGCUCUGGUUCCUGGGCCACGUGUCCUGCCAGUGGGUGGGCUUCGCGCUGCUUGUGGCGGGCUACGGCAUCGGCCACUCCAAGCACGUGCACGAGCGCGGCCGGACGCAGAGCUCCCUCAUCCCGCCGGGCGGCGCCGCCAAGGCGCACAACCCGCUGGGCAACGCCGUGAUGAUCAUCGCGUUCGUGCAGGUGCUACUGGCGCAUGCGACGCGCCCCGCCCCUGACUCUGGCCUGCGGCGCCGCGUGUGGGAGUACGGCCACCGGAUUGUCGGUCGCUGCGUCAUUGCGUUGGCCUGGGCGCAGGUGCUGAUCGGUGCGCACGUGGCCGCGGGCGAGGGCAUCGGCCGCUUCUGGCAAUGGGCGGGCCCCAUGAUUGGAGGCAUGGCGACCAUGGUCCUGGCUGACCUGUCCCUGCGCGUGGUGGGCUGGCGGCAGCGCGAGCCCGCCACCUCCCUGGAAGCCCUGUCAGCCGCCACUGACGUGGGCACCGACAAGCAGCACUAUGUGGAGAUGGGCAAGGGCGGCGACAACAUGGGCGCGAGCGAGGCAACCCCGGCACAGGCAGGGCACGGCAAGGGAGGACGCCUUGGGGAGCCGCUGGUGGGGGCGGGAGGCGCAGGCAACGGCGGGAGCAGCACAGCGGUGGCGGAGGCGCUUGUGCGGUCGAGGCCGUCGAUGGCCGCAGCUUCUGUGGCGUCAGUGGCGGAGGCGUAGGAGACGCGCCGUAGUGUGUUACGUGCAUGGCGUGUGGGUCAGUAUGGGCUGUGCAUAUCGUUUGUAACCAUGCAGCCGUGCUGCUACAUUAUCGCUUCGUGUGCGGUGUCAUUUACAUGCAUGCCUGUGCAAACUGCAAAAGACAUGUGCGGCACCAUGCCGAGGGUCUGGAUAUGUUUUCCCCUCGCUCAUGCGGCCGAGUGGGGGUCUGGUUGUCUGUUGUGAAUGAUGCAUGUGGACUCGUACGUGAUCUGAUAACGAUUUUGCCUGCACGCUACGCGUUAGCCAGGGAGGGCCUGGUCGUGGUGCAGGGACGUCUACUCAUGUCCUGAACUGCAUGAAGCGGGCACGACUGCGCAGAUGACAGCCGUUCGUAAAUUGUGCGCCAGGUAUGACUGACUGCGAGUUUGCGACUGCGGGUGACAGGUGUGACAUUGUAUCUGAGUGUCUGGGUGACGGACGUUCCACGAGGGGCAACAGUAGCAAGGAGUAGGGCUGCGGGUUUAGAGGAGUCGGGAGCUGAGAAGAGUUGAGUGGAGGAGCUGGCGCUGCCAGACCUGAACAUGGAUGGCCUGGUAACCGGCGUGCGUGGGUACGGCGUGCCCCCGCUUGUCAGCUGUCCCUUCACUUGUAAUCCGCAUCCAUA
Molecule: messenger RNA, 2450 nt
Organism: Chlamydomonas reinhardtii
Lineage: Eukaryota; Viridiplantae; Chlorophyta; Chlorophyceae; Chlamydomonadales; Chlamydomonadaceae
Exons: 11
Coding region: 329-1804 (491 amino acids)
Source: RefSeq, a predicted model, not a curated record